GAGUUGUCGGCUGGGAAAUGGCGGCCGCUGGCUUGGUGGCGGUGGCCGCUGCUGCUGAGUACGCUGGCCCCGCAUCGUCGGGAGGCACCCUUUCCGGUGCUAACUUCGGCUCCAGCUCCGGGACUGGUCCUGGCCCUGGCCCGGCCUCGUGGAGCCGCUCCCUCGAGCGGGCCCUGGAGGAGGCGGUGGUGACCGGGGUGCUGAGCCUGAGCGGCCGGAAACUGAGGGAGUUUCCCCGGGGAGCGGCCAACCACGACCUGACGGACACCACCCGGGCGGACCUAUCACGAAAUCGUCUCUCAGAAAUCCCUAUAGAAGCAUGUCAUUUUGUUUCUCUUGAAAAUCUUAACCUGUACCAAAAUUGUAUUCGCUACAUCCCAGAGGCAAUUUUAAAUCUACAAGCUCUAACGUUCUUAAAUAUUAGUCGGAACCAGCUGUCAACAUUGCCAGUACACUUGUGUAAUUUACCAUUGAAAGUCUUAAUUGCUAGUAAUAACAAAUUGGUCUCACUUCCAGAAGAAAUUGGACAUCUCAAACAUUUGACGGAACUUGAUGUGAGCUGCAAUGAAAUUCAAACUAUACCUUCCCAAAUUGGUAAUCUGGAAGCUUUGAGAGACCUUAAUGUGAGAAGAAAUCACUUAGUACGUUUACCUGAAGAGCUGGCAGAAUUGCCUUUGAUACGGUUAGACUUCUCAUGCAAUAAAAUUGUAGCCAUCCCUAUUUGUUAUAGGAACCUCAGGCACCUACAGGUGAUCACCCUAGAUAACAACCCACUGCAGUCACCUCCUGCACAGAUAUGUAUCAAAGGCAAAAUCCACAUAUUUAAAUACCUAAACAUACAAGCUUGUAAGAUUGCUCCAGACCUCCCAGAUUAUGAUAGGAGACCCUUGGGUUUUGGCUCCUGCCAUGAAGAACUGUAUUCCAGUCGUCCCUAUGGAGCCCUUGAUUCUGGUUUCAAUAGUGUGGACAGUGGGGACAAGAGAUGGUCAGGGAAUGAACCUACAGAUGAAUUUUCAGAUCUGCCUCUCCGAGUAGCGGAGAUUACUAAAGAGCAAAGACUACGAAGAGAAAGCCAGUACCAAGAAAAUCGCAGUAGUUUAAUAGUAACCAAUGGUGGAGUGGAACAUGAUCUAGAUCAGAUCGACUACAUUGACAGCUGUACAGCAGAGGAAGAAGAUGAGGGGAGACAACGCAAGGUUCUGGACUCAGACAGUCUCAGUUCGCAGUUUAUGGCCUAUAUUGAACAACGCCGAAUCUCUCAUGAGGGUUCAAAGCCAGUAGCCACUAGGGAGUUUCAAAAAUCAGAAGACUUGAGAAGAUAUUCGCAUCAAAACAGGGUUCCAGUUGAGCCAUCUUCUCUUUUGUCGCUGUCACCAAGUCACAAUCAGCUCUCACAUACAGACCCAGAACUUCAUCGGAGAAGAGAACAGCUAGUGGAACGCACUCGGAGAGAGGCCCAGCUUGCUGCGCUACAGUAUGAGGAGGAGAAAAUACGAACCAAACAGAUUCAGAGGGAUGCUGUGCUGGACUUCAUCAAGCAAAAAACAUCACAAAGUCCACAAAAACAUCCAUCCCCCAUAGACAGUGAGUGUCCCUUCCCAUCCAGAAGGUCUCAGCACACUGAUGAUAGUGCCUUGUUAGUGUCGCUGGCGGGGUUGAAUCAAAUGGGCUGUGCUGCUGCCUUGCCUCACACUUCUGCAUUCACACCUCUUAAGGGUGAUGACAGAUCAAAUGCCAAAUCAAGUUUGCCUACAACAGAAACAGUUCACCAUUCCCCUGCAUAUCCUCUUCCUGCUGCUACCCAGAGAAACCAGCUUCCACGCCCUGAAAGCUUUCUUUUCCGAGGAGCUGUUAGAGCCGAAACAAAUAAAGGUCAUGCCUCACCCCUUCUCCCAUCUUCUGCACCUACCACUGAUUCUACAGACUCUUUAACUAGACAGAGAGAAGAAGAGCUGAAAUUAAUAGAUCAGCUGCGGAAACACAUUGAGUACCGGUUAAAAGUGUCUCUGCCUUGUGAUCUCGGAGCAGCUCUAACUGAUGGUGUUGUUCUUUGCCAUUUGGCCAAUCAUGUACGGCCUCGAUCUGUCCCAAGUAUUCACGUUCCCUCACCAGCUGUGCCUAAAUUAACAAUGGCUAAGUGCAGAAGAAAUGUGGAGAAUUUCCUAGAAGCUUGCAGAAAAAUUGGUGUACCUCAGGAGCAAUUAUGUUUGCCUCUCCACAUUUUAGAAGAGAAAGGUUUGAGCCAGGUUGCCAUGACGGUCCAGGCUCUCCUGGAGCUUGCCCCACCCAAGCAGCAGCCACAGCAGCUCUCUGCUGUUUAAUGACAUCGAGGACCCUGGGCUGUGGCCUGGCCAAAAACAAGGAGCAGGACAACACCUCUGCUGCUGCCAGCCAGCUGCUUCAACAAAGCUCUGUGUUCUUGGAACUGUGGCCACGAGUCCUACCAGGAAUGUUUUACUUCAUUUCUCCAUUUUAGGGGAGAUUAAAUCCAUUUCCACUGAAUUUAUUUUUAUGAAGACACAGUUGGUUUUCUCAAGUGAAACUUGUCAGUGCUAAGAAUCCAACCCUGAUGCCUAAACAAGCUGUGCUUUCCUACAGUCAGCUAAUCUCCAGAGUGAACACCCUCGCAGACGGAUAGCUCUCUUGAAGGCACAGAUGUGCUAUUACCUUUACCAGUUCCCAAGACAUCUAGAGUUCCCUGGUUUCUAAAUGCUUGUGCAUUAGACUCUCCAAGAGCACUUUUGAAAAUGCUGACUCUAAAGUAGGUCCAGAGCUGGGCCUGGAAAUCUGCAUUUCCAGCAGGCACUCCAGGUGCUGUUGAUGUAGUAAAAAGACCAUUGUUCCAAGCCAGAUAAUUGGGUGGGUUUGUGGGGUGCUGCCCUUACUGCAUUUUUCAUCCACAUAUAAACCAAAGGCUACAUUAUGCUUGCUUUGAAUUUUCUAUCAGAGGCAAGACAAAAGUAAUAAUGAUAGCCUAGAUUUUGCAUAGUACAGCAGAGAAACAAACUGGCAUUUAAGGCCAGUGUUCUAGGCCUCCCUCCAAUUCCAGCUGCCUGUGCAGCAUCUUUAGCAUAGAAACAUCUGUGUGUCUUCCUGCCGUAGCAAGCACGCAUGGGCUCCCGGUGACAGGUGCUCCUCGGCUUCACAGGCAUUCCCCUGUGAGCAGCCCUCCUCUCCCGGGUAGCUCUCAGGACAUUGGACCUGCACACACACUCCAGGCACAACAGGCAGUGGCAGAGCACAGAAACAAGCAAAGGGACUGAAGGAAAAGCAAGUUUCUCAUCCUUAAGUAGCUGCCAGUUUCCUGGCUGAAUGAAGCAUGUCCUGCAUGUGAAGAGCGGGCCUCCUGUCUAUCCAGCCCUGCUUGCCUGCCCGCCGCAGCACCAACACCAGGCCUUGGGGGUCCUAGGGCCAGGGGCUCACGCAAGAGUCAAGAUCCUCUCUUCCAGUUCAGCUACAUUGGCUUCCCUUCUUUGACCCCUUUUAGACGUCAGUAAUACCUUUUGGUUUUCACUCUUUGUAAACCAAAUAAAUAGAGCAAGACACUCAUUCUAUAGGUUUUUCUGUAGUUGCUAACUUACGGAUUUCCUUUACCAAUGCAUACAUUGCCCCCCCCCCCCGGUUUUUUGUUGUUUUUUUUUAUCAUGUCAGCACAAGUAACUUCGGGUAAAAAUCAUUUUGAGUAGCUGGGCAAAAUCAUGUUUUCUCCUCCUUGCAGAGAGCAUUGCCAUUUUGUCCAAGUAUAAAAUCAUAAGACAUGAGCUCAAAGCCUAGUCCUCCAAGGGCCUCAGAACCAGACCCUGUGUACUUACACUCCCAAACACACCUGCUGGCGUGGAACUGAUUUAGAACUUAGUUGUGUAUAUUUCUCUAGGUAUUUUUCCUUCUAGUCACAGCCAUCUCUGAAGAUUUUAACAUAUUUGUGAGGAAAUAAGUCCAGAACAUAUUACAUAAUGCUACACUUGUAAAUUUUCCAGUGCAGAAAUGGCAACUUCUUUCAAAAUGUGCACAUAAUAUUAAAUCCUAUUGUAUUUUUAUCAAAACUAGUUCAAAUUUGAAUUGUUACCCCAAAAAAGGUGUACAUUUUGGCUGUUAGUGAAGG
Molecule: messenger RNA, 4102 nt
Organism: Perognathus longimembris pacificus (Pacific pocket mouse)
Lineage: Eukaryota; Metazoa; Chordata; Mammalia; Rodentia; Heteromyidae
Gene: Lrch3
Product: leucine rich repeats and calponin homology domain containing 3
Exons: 21
Coding region: 18-2321 (767 amino acids)
Molecular function (GO): protein binding
Source: RefSeq, a predicted model, not a curated record